Molecule: messenger RNA, 3789 nt
Organism: Leucoraja erinaceus (little skate)
Lineage: Eukaryota; Metazoa; Chordata; Chondrichthyes; Rajiformes; Rajidae
Gene: epha6
Product: eph receptor A6
Exons: 17
Coding region: 55-3018 (987 amino acids)
Biological process (GO): protein phosphorylation; cell surface receptor protein tyrosine kinase signaling pathway; axon guidance
Cellular component (GO): neuron projection; plasma membrane
Molecular function (GO): ATP binding; protein binding; transmembrane-ephrin receptor activity
Source: RefSeq, a predicted model, not a curated record
AGAGAGAAGGGUUUGGGGUUUUCUCUCCCUCUUUUCGUUUGAGCGCUCUGAAGGAUGGUUUUGAUCGUGAGCUUCGGCAUCUUCCUGCUUCUCUCUCACCGGGUACUCAACGCCGACAGUCACCUUCCCACAGAAGUGGUUCUGCUAGACACAACAGCUGCACUUGGAGAACUUGGAUGGAAAGCAUACCCAUUAAAUGGGUGGGAUGCUAUCCCAGAAAUGGAUGAACGCAACAGUCCCAUCCACACCUACCAGGUUUGCAAUGUGAUGGAACCGAAUCAAAACAACUGGCUGCGAACAAACUGGAUUUCCCGUGAGGCAGCGCAGAAGGUGUAUGUGGAAUUAAAGUUCACCCUAAGGGACUGUAACAGCAUUCCCUGGGUUCUUGGAACAUGCAAGGAAACAUUCAACCUGUAUUACAUGGAAUCAAAUGAGUCUCAUGGAAUUAAAUUCAAACAAAGCCAAUAUACUAAAAUUGAUACAAUUGCAGCCGAUGAGAGCUUUACACAAAUGGAUCUAGGAGACCGUAUACUUAAGCUAAACACUGAGAUCCGUGAGGUUGGGCCAAUAACCAAAAAGGGAUUUUAUUUGGCCUUUCAAGAUAUUGGAGCUUGCAUUGCUCUGGUCUCAGUGCGGGUGUACUAUAAAAAAUGCCCAUUUACUUUUCGCAAUCUGGCGAUGUUUCCUGACACUAUCCCCAGAGUUGACUCUUCAUCUCUCGUCGAAGUUCGAGGCUCCUGCGUAAAGAAUGCAGAGGAGAAAGAUACGCCAAAACUCUACUGUGGUGCCGAUGGAGACUGGUUGGUUCCUUUGGGAAGAUGUGUGUGCAGUAUUGGCCAUGAGGAAGUUGACGGAGCUUGCUACGCUUGCAGACCGGGAUUCUACAAAGCUUUUGCUGGAAAUCUCAAGUGCUCCAAAUGUCCUCCGCACAGCUUCUCCCAUGAUGAUGCAUCAGAAGUGUGUGAGUGCGAGAAAAAUUACUUCAGGGCAGAGAAAGACCCACCUACCAUGGCUUGCACAAGGCCCCCUUCUACCCCUCGAAAUGUAAUUUUUAACAUCAAUGACUCCUCGCUGAUCCUGGAAUGGAGCCCACCAGUUGACACAGGGGGACGGAAGGACCUGACCUACAACGUCAUCUGUAAGAUGUGCGGCUUGAGCCCAAAGAAAUGCUCGCUGUGUGGAGGCGGGAUGCGAUUUUUGCCCCGUAACACAGGUCUAACGAAUACCUCCGUGACCGUUGUGGAUUUUCUUGCUCACAUGAACUACACGUUUGAAAUCGAGUCAGUGAAUGGGGUUUCCGGUGAGAGUAUGGUCCCCAGACAGUUUGCAAUUUUCACCAUCAUCACUAAUCAGGCAGCUCCCUCUCUGGUUGGGUUUCUGAGGAAAGACUGGGCAUCCCAGAACAGUAUUGGUCUGUCAUGGCAGGAACCUGAGCAUCCAAACGGAGUCAUUCUGGACUACGAGAUAAAGUACUAUGAAAAAGAACACGAACAGCUCAGCUACUCCUCCACAAGAUCCAAGUCUCCUAGUGUAAUCAUUAAUGGACUGAAGCAGGCUACGAAAUAUGUAUUUCAGAUCCGUGCCCGAACUGCAGCUGGAUAUGGCCGUUACAGUCAGAAGUUUGAGUUUCAAACCGGAGAUGAAUCAUCUGAUAUUGCCACAGAACAGGGGCAAGUCUUGGUCAUAGCAACCGCUGCAGUUGGAGGCUUCACUCUCCUUGUUAUCCUGACCCUCUUCUUCCUCAUCACUGGCAGGUGUCACUGGUACAUUAAAGCAAAAAUGAAAUCUGAAGAGAAGAGGAGAACGCAUUUCCAAAACGGUCACAUCAGAGUCCCAGGGAUAAGGACAUACAUUGAUCCAGAUACUUAUGAAGACCCAUCUCAAGCAGUGCAUGAAUUUGCGAAAGAAAUAGACCCCUCCAGAAUUCGCAUAGAGAGAGUGAUUGGAGCAGGGGAGUUUGGAGAGGUUUGCAGCGGUCGCCUGAAGACACCUGGGAAAAGGGAGAUUCCCGUGGCCAUCAAGACUUUAAAAGGAGGUUACAUGGACAGACAGCGGAAGGACUUCCUCAGAGAAGCAAGCAUCAUGGGGCAGUUUGACCACCCUAACAUCAUUCGUUUGGAGGGAGUCGUUACAAAAAGCCGGCCAGUCAUGAUAGUCGUGGAAUACAUGGAAAAUGGAUCCCUGGACUCAUUUCUGAGGAAACAUGAUGGACAUUUCACGGUUAUCCAACUAGUGGGCAUGCUUCGUGGAAUAGCAUCUGGCAUGAAAUACCUGUCUGACAUGGGAUAUGUACACCGGGACCUGGCAGCUCGCAAUAUACUUGUCAAUAGUAACCUUGUCUGCAAAGUGUCAGACUUUGGUCUUUCCAGAGUGUUAGAAGAUGACCCAGAAGCUGCUUAUACAACCACUGGCGGAAAGAUUCCUAUUCGAUGGACUGCACCCGAAGCAAUAGCCUACAGGAAGUUCUCUUCAGCAAGUGACGUGUGGAGUUAUGGGAUUGUAAUGUGGGAAGUCAUGUCAUAUGGGGAACGACCUUACUGGGAGAUGUCCAACCAAGAUGUAAUUUUAUCGAUAGAAGAAGGCUAUCGACUUCCUUCUCCCAUGGGCUGCCCGGCCACCCUCCAUCAGCUCAUGCUUCAUUGUUGGCAAAAAGAACGUAAUCACAGGCCAAAGUUCACGGACAUUGUCAGCUUCUUGGACAAGGUGAUUCGCAAUCCCAGCAGCCUUCAGAGCUUAGUGGAAGAAGUACAUGGGUUGCCAGAAUCACCGAGUGAACUCCCAGAAUUCUCUUUCUUCGUCUCAGUGAAUGAUUGGUUGGACUCAAUUAAGAUGGAUCAGUACAAGAACAAUUUCAUGGCUGCGGGCAUCACCACUCUGGAUUCUGUCACAAGGAUGAGUAUUGAUGACGUGAGAAGAAUUGGAGUCACAUUAAUAGGACAUCAAAGGCGAAUAGUGAGCAGUAUACAGACUUUAAGACUGCACAUGUUCCACGUACAGGAGAAAGGAUAUCAUGUGUGAAUUCUCUUUGAAUGCCGUUGAGUAGUGUCUCAGCAAUUGCAGUGGGAGAACAUUUUAUAACUACAAUGCCUAGCUUUGUCUAUUUCGAUAUGUUAUCAGACGUUGACAGUUGGCAUAUUCUUCAUUUGGACAAGUUUUCAAUACGAAUGUUAAUCCUCUACAAGUUUCCAUCCUUUAGCUAAAACUUUACAAAGCAGUUACCCGUAUAGCUUACAAAUAUUGCUAAUAAAGUGGAGUCCGACACACACUUAUUGCCAAUUUUCCCAUUGUUAUUUAAAGAAGACUUCAUGUGUAGCUGAAUACCUCUUACUGUAAUAUUCUCAUAGCCAAGUGGCUGCAACAGUAUUGAUACAUUUAGAAUUAUAGUUUGAGAGGCAAUCUCUUUUCCAUGUUUGUGACUGUUUAGCUGCUAAUAUCAAAUGUGCAAUCAAAAAUUUGACUCUAAUAUGUUGUUCUUUUUGUAAUUUAUCAGUACAGAAUUUAAAGGUUUGUUUUAUCUUUUUGUUUUAUAUAAUUAAUUCUUGGUAUGCUAGUACAUGGACAAACUAGGGAUCAACUGAAAUUGAAGGCAUCCAAUCUAAAACUAGCUUGCAUAACGAAAGGGCGAAAUGGAUCUGAUGGGGAGAUUGCAUGUUCAUUGUAUUUUUUGUUGGUUUUCAUGCUUCCAAUCACAAGUUUAAUAUUAUCAACAAUCUCUUGACUUUAAGGAUCCGUAAGUCCUUACUCUGUGAUCAUUUUGUUGAUCUUCUCACCACCCCCACCCCCCCCCCC